Messenger RNA from Symbiodinium necroappetens, 2871 nucleotides. Lineage: Eukaryota; Dinophyceae; Suessiales; Symbiodiniaceae. The record is from the annotation of a GenBank genome assembly.
AUGGCGGCAUCAGCAAGCACUAUGAAACAGGAUGUGUGGGGGGAGCAGGCUGGCGAACAUCUGGUAUGUUCCAUUGACGUUCUGAAAAGCCAGCACCAGGAACUCCUGGUACGGCUGAGCAACCAGGAUGACAUGCUGUCACGGCUUCUCGAGCGACCAGUGCUUGCACUUCCACGAACUCGUACAGGCGUGUCCGAAAGAUCAAGGACGUCGCGUGAUGGUGUUGUUCGGCAUACUCGGCAGUAUGAAGAUGAUCAAGCUGACCCUGAGGGCGACGCGGUAGACAAGGCCGACUCCGUGUCCCCAAGCCAAACCGACAUGUCGUCACUGCGGCCGAAUAUUUUCGUCUCAUACACACAAACAGAUUUGGAGCAUAAGCAGCAGGCUUUGCAUGUGGGAUCGAAGAGUGAGAGGAGACGGUUCGCGUCUCUUCGGAACUCCCGAGCCUUCCAGGGCAGCGAGAGGAGAAUCUGGAAGGCUUUGGUGCAGCAUCCGUCCUUCGAGGUGUUUUUCGGAAUGGUAGUGCUGACCAAUGCAGUUUUCAUUGGUGUUGAUGUGGAGCAAAGCCUCGGGUCCUCGUCAACACCAGUGGCGUUCCAAGUCUUGCAGUAUGCAUAUGCUUUUCUGUUCACUUUGGAGUUCGUUGCGCGUUUGAUGGCCUUUGGGCUGAACCUUUUCCUGUCUGAUGAUGCACUGUGGAGCCUUCUGGACGCCGUCGUCGUACUUAGUUCACUUUGGGAUAUUGGUGUCGACAUUGUGGCGGCUUCACGGGCAGGAACCGAGGAUGCUGGCGGCUUUGCUGGUGUCUCCAGCCUCAAAGCCUUCCGCGUUGUGCGCAUCACAAGGAUUGUGAAGGCUAUCCGGCUGAUGAAGAUCUUCCGCUUCGUCAUGGCUCUACGUACGCUGGUCACAUCCAUCUUCCACACACUCAAGUCUUUGUUCUGGGCCCUGAUUCUCCUGGCUAUCAUCGUCUACUGUUUCGCGAUUCUCUUUGUUCAGGCGGUCAACGACUACCGGAGUGAUGUGGCGAAUCAUCCACUCAGUCACGAGAUGGUCAGCGGGAGUGACCGGUUCUUCAAGAAUCUGCCAGACACCAUGCUGAGCCUCUUUAUGAGCAUCGGUGGUGGUGUCAGCUGGGAAGAAGUUCUGGUCCCCCUGAGGGGCAUGUCCGCUAUUUGGGUAUGGUGCUUCCUCUUCUACAUAUCUUUUACAUAUUUUGCUGUAUUGAACGUCGUCACUGGCGUGUUCUGCCAGUCAGCAAUCGAGUCUGCCCAGAAUGAUCAUACGGCGGUGGUCCAGUCCAUUCUCGCUGACAAGCAAGCCCACCUCCAAAAGAUCCGGGACCUUUUCGGUAAGCUUGGAGACCAAGACGGGGUCAUAACCUACACAAUGUUUGAAGAGAAGAUCAACUCGCCAGCAGUCCGUGAAUAUUUCGAGUCGUUAGGUUUAGAUGUAUGGGAUGCUUGGACUUUCUUUAAGCUGUUGGAUCAGGACGCAGGAGAUCACGAGAGCUGUAGUCAAGUCACAGACUUGGCCUCGGAAGGCCCGGCCUGGUCCGAUAACUUGGACCAUCAUUGCGGCGAACUGUCAGCAGUGGCCUGGCCCGACAGGUUCUAUUACAUCCGGUUUGACAGCUGGCGCUCGGACUGGUCAGAGCGCACUUGCAUCGGCAUCGGAAAGCUUUUCGGCCUCGCUUUGCGCAACAUCCCAGACCCCCCGCCCCCGGACCAACCGCCGAUGGUUUUGGCCGGGGCACUGCCAAAGCCAACGUUUGGUCAGCUUUCGCCUACUAUGCCACCGACGUACACCAUGAUGCCGACUAUCCCGGACCCGCCCAAAUGGGGUGAGCCGCCCACCUCCGGCCCGGCGCCGGCCAAAAUGUCCAAGGAGCAGAUGCAGAGGAUGCUCGACCCUGUGAAGCGUUUCCUUCUCCGGCCGGACCAGGUCUGCCAGCAGCUGUUCGUUGCGAUUGGUGCGACCACACGGGUAGAAGGACUGCUACGCAACUCCUUCAAGACCUCGUUUCGCGUGCCUUCCGCCGGCAUGGCUCUUCCGACGAAGGGUGACCUCAUGCUUCAGGCCAUGCAGCAGGCAGCAGAUUUCCGAAAGACGGCAACACAGCAGAAAGAGGCCGAAGUGGCAAAGGCGAAGGCGGGCUUGAAAGAAGCAGCGGCAGACUUGAUCAAGCCGGCCCAGGCCCAGCCGGCUUCUGCAGUGGAACUGGGGUUGCUGCCGCACUCCUCAGACUACAACCCGAAGGCCGGAUACUUCGAAAGUGAAGAGCAAGUAGACCCGUCACCAUUGGCGCGAGCUUGCUCCGCAUGCAUCGUUAGGUCCCUGCGAGAUGCCAGAGUUCAGAUGACAUGUCUGCUAAGUUGCAUCAGAGCUCUUGAAACGGCCCUGCGAUCCCGUGAACUGCGGCAGGUUUGGAGCUGCUGUCAGGCAGGCUGUUUGGAGUAUUUGGUUCGAUUUCUGGAUGCAGAGGUGUACCAUCAGAUUGAUCAGAGCCAGGAGAUGGCGCAAAUCAACCCAGCCGAUCUCAAUGCCAUCGGGGAGCUCUAUGUCCCCGUGGAGCACAUCUGCGACGGAUACCAGGAGCAGUGGGACAACUGCCCAGGCCUCGAGCCCUGCGGGCCUUGUGAGCCACGAGACUGCACCAUGGGACCUUGGAGCCCAUGGCAGCUCCAAGGGGGCUGCACAGGACUACAACUCCGGCACCGCGAAGUCGAGGUGACGGCGAACCACUGUGGCCAGCCCUGCAACGAGGCCCUCACGGAGACAGCUGCAUACGUCUUGGACGAAUGCAAACCCAAAGGCCAAGACUGCAAGUUCUCCACCUGGCAAGAGUGGAGUGAAUGCAAGAACAAGAAG